AUGCGCGACGGGGGGGUCACAGUUGUGCGCUGCCCCUGUGAAUCACACGUCUGCAAGGGGAGCAAGCCAGACGGGGGGCGGCGGAGGAGGGGGUCCAGCGGCAGCAGAGGCCGGGGCGCAAUCUGGGCGGAGGGGCUCCCUCUUGGGGCAGGGGUCCCGCCCUCCAAGGCAGGCAGCGCCGCCGGGGCGGGUGGGCGUGCAGAGGCCGUCCCCGUCCCCGGCGAGGGCGGAGAGAGGCGGCGGCCGCCCCUCGCUUGCCCUCCAGCCGCGGCGGCGGAGGCGGAGCCGGGCGGCCGAGCGCGGCUCUGGGGCCACCAGCGAGCGAGCGAGCGAACGAGCGAGCGGGCGCGCAAAGCCGGAGCCGCAGAAGCAGCCGCGGCAGCAGCAGCAGCAAGCCGGGGAGCCCGCCCUGCCCAUGGCGCAGCGCCUCGCCCCCGCCGCGCCGCCCCGCGCCCAGCCAGCCCCGGGCCGGACCGAGCGGCGGGCAGGCGGCGGCGCCCAGUGACCAGCGCGGCCAGGCCAGGCCAGGCGAGGCUCCGGGUCGCGAUGCUGCUGCUGCCGCCGAGCCGGGGCCGGGCGCGCCGGCGGAGGAAGGAGCGGCUGCUGGGCCAGCUGUGCGCCCUGGCCUCGCUGCUCCCGCUGCUGCUGCUCGCCUGCUGCGCCCGGGCAGGCCGCGCCGACGGUUACGAUGCUCUGAACUUUGCUUUGGAAACGAACGACAAGUGGAUCGGACGGCGGCUGCUGCAGGAAGGCAAAGAAAACGUCACAGAUAACCCCGAAGAGGCUGAAUUGCUCUAUCUCAAAAACUGCACUGAACCAGGUAGGAUGGGUUUCGGCCUCCUUCCCUGUGUAGAGUUCCAGCCGCAUUGUUACAUCCAAGACACCUUGCUGCUGAGCUGCAUAAACACAUAUUUUGUGCCUCUGCACCUUUUCAAGUUUAUAAUCCUGUAG
Messenger RNA from Sphaerodactylus townsendi, 951 nucleotides. Its product is annotated as transcription factor-like 5 protein. The transcript has 2 exons. NCBI's taxonomy places the organism in Eukaryota, Metazoa, Chordata, Lepidosauria, Squamata, Sphaerodactylidae. Bases 1 to 951 code for a protein of 316 amino acids. The record is from RefSeq and is a predicted model, not a curated record.